AGUAAAACAGUAAUUUAUUAUACCAAAGUGCUUGAAACUCAACACAUUUAGGAACAUUGAAGAUUUAAACGCCUGAAACUAAAAAAUAUAAAACACCAAAGUAUAAUUGUAAUAUUACAAGUGGUGGCUUUAGUGAUGUGUACAAAGCAUAUUGGCAAGCUAAAAAUCGUAGAAUAGAAGUAGCUGUGAAAAUAAUUAAACCUUUGGUUAAAGCAGAUGACAUUCUUAGAGAGAUCCUCAAACUAAAACAGUUUAAUCAUCAGAACAUUGUAACAUUCUUUGGUACCGCAAGGAAGCUCGAUAAUAAAAUUGUUUUGAUCUUUGAGCAUGCGGACUGUGGAUCUCUUUACGAUUUCUUGCAUCACAAAAAUAUGCAAGUUUCCUACGUUGGUAAACUAAGUUGGAUGCUUCAAUGUGCUAAGGGUAUAGAUUACUUGCAUAGCAAAAACACAAUUCAUCGUAAUCUCAAAACACAAAACUUGUUGCUUUUCAACAAACAUAGAGUAUUGAAGAUAUGCAAUUUUGGCACAGUAAAGAAAUUCGCUAUGAAAAAUACUGAAGGCACUGGAACAUUCAGUUAUAUGGCUCCAGAAGUAUAUGAUGAUAGCGAAAAGUACUCGGAAAAGUCUGAUGUGUUUAGCUUUGGAAUCAUUGUCUGGGAAGUAAUGUCAAGGCUAAAGCCUUUCUACGAGUUAAACAGUGCCUUUCAUACAACAAUUCAAAUGGAAAUUAAUAAGGGCGUACGUCCGAAUGUCAAAGAUAUGAGGAGUUAUAACAACUUCGAGCACAUUAUAUUCAUUAUCAAACAAUGCUGGAGCCAAGAUCCAGAUCAACGACCCACAAUGAAGGAACUGAUAUUUUUCCUUGGCUUCGAUCCAAGAUCGUUUCGCUACAAUCCUAACUUACUGUUAACGGGGAGGCCAUUGCGAGAUAUAUGUGAUGCAGACUUUAGAGUUUAAUAGUUAAUACGAUCGCAACACACAUUUACAAAACUAAUAUGAAAUACUUAAAUACUCGUAAUAUCAAUCGAAAUGAAAGCGUUUUCUUAUCAAUUCUUGUUGGGUUACUGAUGAGAUAAGGCUGUACUGAGAAGUUAGUCGUAUUUACAAUUCAAGCAGACAAGUCACUUCGCUGCUUAUUCGGUUCAACAUUUUUCCUAAGAACAAUUUAUAUAAUUUUUAGUAUUUUUAGUGCGUUUGACAUGGCGCGUUCAAUAGAUUGGAAUGAUUUAAGUGUCGAUAAAAUGAUUAGAGGAUGGGGUAGUUAUGGUGAUGUAUACGUAGCAACUUGGAAGUCAAAAGAUGGUCCACAGAACAUCGCGAUUAAAAAAAUUUAGACCCUUUAUGGAAGACCUCGCAAUUGAAAAAGAAUUCGGUUUGUUAUCGUUGGCCAACCAUGAUAAUAUUGUAAGGUUUUUGGGUAUCACAAAAGAUGGGGACAAUAAAACGGUCAUGGUCAUGGAAUACGCAGAAUGCGGUUCACUUUAUAACAUGCUCCAUAAUAAUGGAAUAAGCUUGGCUUAUACACGAAGGAAUGGAAUUGGCUGGAUGCUUCAAUGCGCCAAGGGUGUUGAAUACCUUCAUAAAUUUAGUCCGAAAAUUCUACAUCGUGAUCUAAAACCCCAAAAUUUACUACUUUUCAAUGAUUGUCGUACAUUGAAAAUAUGCGAUUUUGGCACAGCUAAGGAAUUGGCUACCAAGAUGUCAAAUGGAGUUGGCACUGCUCGAUAUAUGGCACCAGAGGUCAGUAUAGAAAACUCCUACACUGAGAAAUGCGAUGUUUAUAGUUUCGGCAUCACAUUUUGGGAAGUAAUGUCAAAAAAGAAGCCAUUUUAUCACUUGGGAGAAACUGUCGACUUUCAUAUUCAAAAGAAGGCCAUAGAAGGCGACCGUCCACUCAUAAAUGACAUACAAAAUAUGGACAAAUCUGAUCUGAUAAUAAAACUUAUAGAACAGUGUUGGGAUGGAGAUUCUAAGCAGCGACCAGCAAUGCAAGACGUUAUAAGAGAUAUACAUUUUUUGUAUUCAAACAACAAAGAAUACUGUAACAUGAAAGAGCUAACUUUAGAGGACCUGGACCUCUCUGAAAAUCUGAAAGUUUUAGGAAAUAUAGGUAUUUCCGGAUGUGAACAGAGCGCAACUUCAGAAGUUAUAACGCCAAAAGUCAUAACAAAAGAGUACAUUGGCUCAGGAACAUUUAGUGACGUUUUUAAGGCAAUUUGGAGAACAGAAGAAGACGAGAAGAUAAUCGCAGUAAAAAUAUACAGGGGCAGAGUUUUAACAGAAUCAACAUUUGUUUCACGACUUCGCCAUAGGAAUAUAUUGAUAUAUUAUGACAUAAGAACUAAUACAGAUCGCAGAACAUGUCUACUCUCGGAGUAUGCUGAUUGCGGAAAUCUCUAUAAUGCUCUACAUCUAGGUGAUUCUUCAUAUCAAAAUGCUUUAACAUGGAUGCUUCAAUUGGCCAAGGGUGUCGCAUUUAUGCAUCAACAAAACAUUAUUCAUGGCGAUCUUAAACCAAAGAAACUGCUUCUGUUUAACAAUUAUCAGACUCUAAAGAUUUCCUUAUCGGAUUUCAUAUGUAUUAAGCCUACAACAAUGACGAAAAUGGUUGGAGAGUCGUAUUACAUGGCACCAGAAAUUGUAGAAGGGUCGAAGUACACAGAAAAGUGCGAUGUUUAUAGUUUUGGGAUAAUACUGUGCGAGGUGAUUUCACGAAAGAAACCGUUCUACAAUCUGGAGAAUAAAACCAGUUACUUUAUUUUAAAUAAAGUAAUAGAAGGUCUGCGGCCUGAUCUGAAUGUUGUGAACGGCAUUCAACAUUCUGCACAGAUAAAAAUGUGGAUUACCAACUGCUGGGAUGCAGACCCAGAGAAGAGGCCCACUAUGCAUGAGUUAAUGACGAAUUUUACACAUAUUGCAUAAAUAAAUAUUAAAAAUAUUAGUUUAAAUAUUUAUCUUUUUAUAGAAAGAAAUAACAGUUAAAGGCUAUACAUAAAAGCUUUCAAG
Messenger RNA from Drosophila nasuta, 3008 nucleotides. RefSeq names its product putative mitogen-activated protein kinase kinase kinase 7-like. The coding region runs from base 1302 to 2924 and encodes 540 amino acids. Gene Ontology annotation, molecular function: ATP binding; MAP kinase kinase kinase activity. NCBI's taxonomy places the organism in Eukaryota, Metazoa, Arthropoda, Insecta, Diptera, Drosophilidae. The record is from RefSeq and is a predicted model, not a curated record. Gene Ontology annotation, biological process: JNK cascade; immune response; positive regulation of canonical NF-kappaB signal transduction. The transcript has 13 exons.